Molecule: messenger RNA, 1409 nt
Organism: Salarias fasciatus (jewelled blenny)
Lineage: Eukaryota; Metazoa; Chordata; Actinopteri; Blenniiformes; Blenniidae
Gene: catip
Product: ciliogenesis associated TTC17 interacting protein
Exons: 9
Coding region: 175-1239 (354 amino acids)
Biological process (GO): actin filament polymerization; cilium organization
Source: RefSeq, a predicted model, not a curated record
CCGAAAAGAAGCAGCAGAGAGAAGUAUCGGACGGGACCAUUUUCCAUAAAAAUGACAAAAACACUCCGCCACUCGACACUAAAGCCUGUUUUGUGAGCUGUUCAAAGUAGUGCAAAGUGCUUUUCUCAUUAUUCUUAAUAAUACCGGGAGGAUCCGCCAAAUAUUAAGCCGCUAAUGGAGGAAGCCUCGCUGGAGGACGAGACGGUUGUGGGAACCGGAGAGAGGACCGGAGGACCCGACCAGGGACAGGAGUUUACAUCCUCCCCCGAAGCUGCCACGUUCAUGUCCAGCAUUGAGCCUGCGGAGCUGCAGAGGUGUGUGUUUUCAGACUCCCUGGUGGCCGUGUCAGAGGGAGGCAGGAACCUGGGGAACUUCGACCUGGUGGUGGAGUUUGCUCGGAGGGCGGAACGGCCCUGUGUGCGGGUGCGAGCCCAGAGCCAUGGAGCCAUCGAUGACUGCCCCUGUGGAACCACAGUGACAGCCUAUCUAACCACUGACCUGGAGGUUCUGGAGGAAGAUUGCCAUGAGUAUGUCAAACUUAAGGGCAGCAGCGUGGACAAGAGAUGUCACAUGGUGCAACGUGACGGACAGAUGAUGAUCAAUGAAGUUACCAGAAUGGGAGAGGAGGUGACAAAAAAGAGCAUUUCAUAUCCCGUUUCUGCUCUCCGUGGGUUGGUAACGGAGGGCUCCAGCUUGCUGCUCAUGCGACUGAUCGCUCUCAGAAAGAAAAUGCCAGAAAACACCAUGUUUGUCUCACUGGACCAAGAAUUCCGCAUAGUUCACACAACUUUUAGUGAGCUGGGUUUUAAGGAGCUUGAAGCUCAGGGUGGGAUCCUGAAGGUAUUUGGAGUGGAGAGGAUUGUUCACUCAGUGAAAGAGAGCCCCCUUACCUGGCAGAGCUACUUUUUGGAUGAUGGACACCUGGCCAGCAGAGAACAGGUGGGAUCACCUGUGACCAUGAGGCUUCUGCAUCUGCCAUCAAAGACAGAAAAAGCUGCGCUAGUGUUGGAAGAGGACAUGGAGAUGCAAUCAAAGUUUCUGGACAGAAAGGAAGAGAUAAAGGCGGACCACGCCCAGUACCUCCAACAGCAUCCAGAGAUCCGAGCCCUCAUAUCUGACUUCCUGCAAUCCCUGUUACUGAGAAAACCAGACGACGUGGUCCAGUUCGCAGGCGAAUACUUCCUUCCUUUUGCCUCUCAUCGUCCUCCAGAUCCAAAUACUAAAGCCCAGUCAAUCUAAAAGCACACAUAAGAGUAUAUCUCUCAACUUCUUCAUUAUUUUUUACAUCCUACUCUACUUUUAUAAUAAAGUUACAAAAAGAUUUAGUAAUUGCAUUCCUAUUUUCUUCUGUGUGAUAAAUGACUUGUGGUAUAUUUUAAAAGAACAGUGGCAACAUUUUGUGAUCAUUC